UGGCGCGCCGGCUGCGGGGUUCUUGCCCGGCUUAGCUAGCUGCUAACCGCCAUGUUCGCGCCCAGGAAGGUGGAGGGCGAGAUGGCGCUCGGCAGGCAGAGGACCGUGAGGUUUAAUGAGGAGAGGGGAAAGCCAGCGAUGCCUAUUCACCAGAAACAGGCGGCAUUCGCUGCCAGUAAACUCGGCGUCGCAAGCCCGGGCAAGAACAAGGUUUUCAUGGCAGGAGAUGCGCAGCACCACAAGAUUUUCGAUCCAUCGAGUGACUUCAUCUUGAUGUGGAACCGCAUUUUCCUUUGUUCCUGCUUUCUCGCUCUAUUCGUAGACCCCCUGUACUUCUAUGUCCCAAAAAUCGUCUACGGCACCGCCUAUUCCUGUGUCGGGACUGACAGGCAUUUAACCAUCAUCAUUACAUUCUUGCGAUCGAUUGCGGAUCUGCUAUAUGUGAUUCACAUUAUAAUGAAGUUCAGAACUGCAUUUGUUAAUCGGGGCUCAACUAUGCGGGUAUUUGGAAGAGGGGAUCUUGUCACGGAUCCUAAAGAGAUUGCAUGGAAAUAUUUGAGAUCUGACUUUGCAGUCGAUGUGGUGGCUGCAUUGCCUUUGCCACAGAUCAUAGUCUGGUAUGUGAUACCAGCUAUCAAAUAUUCCACCUCUGAGCACAACAAUAACAUGCUGGUGCUUAUAGUUCUUGCUCAGUAUCUCCCAAGAUUAUAUCUGAUAUUCCCUUUAACUUAUGAAAUUGUCAAAGCUACUGGAGUUGUUGCAAAGACUGCCUGGCUAGGGGCUGUAUACAACCUGCUACUCUACAUGAUAGCUAGUCAUGUACUAGGUGCACUAUAUUACUUGCUAUCUGUUGAUCGCCAAACAGCCUGCUGGAAAAUGAGUUGCAAGAAUGAAACUAGGUGUGAUAUUAGGUAUCUAGAUUGCGAGGUCACACCAAAUCAGCAAUGGGUUAGUACAACUGGCGUAUUCAGUAGCUGUAAUGCUAGUGAUACCAGCAUCGACUUCGACUAUGGCAUGUUCCUGCCUGCGUUAUCAAAUCUAGCCCCUGCUCAGGGUUUCUUGAUAAAGUUCUUCUAUUCCCUUUGGUGGGGUUUACAGAAUCUCAGUUGCUAUGGCCAAACUCUUUCUGUGAGCACCUACAUUGGUGAGACUUUGUACUGUAUAUUCUUGGCAGUACUGGGUCUUGUCUUGUUUGCGCAUUUAAUUGGAAAUGUGCAGACCUAUCUGCAAUCUAUCACCGCAAGGGUUGAGGAAUGGAGGUUAAAGCAGAGAGACACAGAGGAGUGGAUGAGACAUCGUCAACUUCCUCGUGAACUAAGCGAAAGAGUUAGACGAUUUAUCCAGUACAAGUGGCUUGCAACUCGAGGUGUGAAUGAAGAGUCUAUAUUGCAGGUUCUACCAGCCGAUCUACGACGUGACAUUAAACGCCACCUCUGCUUGGGUCUUGUUCGCCGGGUUCCAUUUUUCUCCCAGAUGGAUGACCAACUUCUAGAUGCUAUCUGUGAGCGUCUUGUAUCAUCACUGUGCACAAAGGGCACAUACAUUGUCCGUGAGGGCGAUCCGGUGAUUGAGAUGCUCUUCAUCAUUCGUGGAAAACUAGAGAGCUCCACAACAAAUGGUGGCCGCACAGGCUUCUUCAAUUCAACUACCCUGAAACCUGGUGACUUCUGCGGCGAGGAACUUCUUGGAUGGGCUCUCGUCCCAAAGCCUACAGCCAGUUUGCCAUCAUCCACUCGCACGGUGAAGGCGCUCGUCGAAGUGGAGGCCUUUUCGCUUCAGGCUGAGGACCUCAAGUUUGUGGCCAGCCAAUUUAGGCGGCUGCACAGCAAGAAGUUGCAGCACACUUUCCGCUACUACUCGCACCACUGGAGAACGUGGGGCGCGUGCUUCAUCCAAGCUGCUUGGCGGCGGUACAGGCGGAGGAAGAUGGCGAAGGACCUGAGCAUGAGGGAGUCAUUCCCCUCCAUGAGAUCCGAUGACUCCGAUGGUGAAGAGGAUCCUCCGCCGAAGAAGAAUGUCUCUCUGAAGAUGAUGGCAGGGAAAAUCAUGGCUGGGAACAGGAAAGGGCUUCAGGCCAUUAAGGAGCUGCCUACACUGAAGAAGCCGGAUGAGCCAGACUUCUCAGCUGAACCUUAUGACUAAGGUAAUGUCCUCGGCCUUUGAUGCGAGAACGCUAAUUAACACUGAAUCCGAAGCAUGGUGAGGCACCUGACUAAGGAAGGCUUUGACGGUUUAAGUUACGUAGAUAUUUAGUGGGCGCUACGCUGUACAUUUAGAUAUACUUGUGUAUGUUAUUACAUUCUGGGUAACUCCGAACAGGACACCGUUACACUUUGGACUCUAGAGCAAGAGGGUUG
Molecule: messenger RNA, 2357 nt
Organism: Lolium rigidum
Lineage: Eukaryota; Viridiplantae; Streptophyta; Magnoliopsida; Poales; Poaceae
Product: cyclic nucleotide-gated ion channel 17-like
Exons: 7
Coding region: 52-2142 (696 amino acids)
Biological process (GO): transmembrane transport; monoatomic ion transport
Cellular component (GO): membrane
Molecular function (GO): monoatomic ion channel activity
Source: RefSeq, a predicted model, not a curated record